AUGCCUCCCAAAUCUGCCAAGGGAAAGGAAAAGGAAAUUGAUCCUGAUCUGACUGAAACGGACCCUGAUCUCACCGAGACUGACCCUGACUUGACUCAGUCUGACCCUGAUCUGAUUGACGCUGAUGACGAUGCAGCAGGCGAUGAGCAACAAGCUGGCCCAUCGAGCGUCUUUUAUUGCAACAAAUGUGGCGAUCACUUGGAUGGUCGCAUUGGGCCACUUUGCUUGAACUGCGAAGGUAGUGAAACCCUAGAGUCCUGGCAAGCCCAAGACCACCGCCUCCGCGACAACGAAGCAUACGAGAGAGCAAAGGAAGCAGGACUUUGCUGCUAUUGCCGCAAGAGACAAGCUGAUCCGGGACAUUCGUCUUGCACGCCAUGCAGGCUAAGGAAGAAGGAACACGACCAUGCCAGAAGAAGAAAAGCGAAGGAGAAGAAGAAUGAAGAGAAGGAGAAGAGUGAGGAGAAGAAUAAGGGUAAGGAAGAGAAGAAGACUAAUGAGAAGGAGAAGAGCAAGGAGAAGAAGAAGAAUAAGAAAUGGUGGAGGAUCUAG
Molecule: messenger RNA, 552 nt
Organism: Fusarium keratoplasticum
Lineage: Eukaryota; Fungi; Ascomycota; Sordariomycetes; Hypocreales; Nectriaceae
Exons: 1
Coding region: 1-552 (183 amino acids)
Source: RefSeq, a predicted model, not a curated record